This is a messenger RNA of Mucor mucedo, 459 nucleotides long. Its product is annotated as RlpA-like double-psi beta-barrel-protein domain-containing protein-containing protein. The transcript is spliced from 3 exons. Bases 1 to 459 code for a protein of 152 amino acids. NCBI's taxonomy places the organism in Eukaryota, Fungi, Mucoromycota, Mucoromycetes, Mucorales, Mucoraceae. The record is from RefSeq and is a predicted model, not a curated record.
AUGUUGAGUCUUUCCACCAUAGUUACUGCCCAAGAUGAUUAUGUGGUUGCCGAUAGAAAUAAGCCCCAAAAUCCCGAACUUGUAGAUUUUGGACUUUCAGGAUUUGUGAUUAAGAAGAGAGAUACAAAGGGUCGACUUUACAAAAGAGGACAAAGCUCGGGUAAAGGUACUUUUUUCUCGCCCAACCGAGGUUCAUGUGGAUGGAAAAAUAGCAAGAAUGAUUUGGUUGUAGCUGUCAAUGAAAAGGAUAUGGGAAAUAAGAAAAAGGGUGGUAGAAAUGUCAAUUGUGGUCGUUUGGUAGAAAUCGUCAAUGAUGCUGGUAAAAAAGUGAGAGCCAAGGUGGUUGAUACCUGUCCUGGAUGUGGUAAGGGUGACUUGGACUUGAGUCCUGCAGCCUUUAUCAAGUUAGCUCCAUUUUCAAAAGGUGUUGUUAAAAUUCAGUGGAAGUAUGUAAACUAG